UCUCUCUCUCUCUCUCUCUCUCUCUCUCUAUUUAUUAACUCAUUACAGUCGAAGGAAACGGUUCCUUGCAUGGCAAUCUCAAUCUCAAAUGCUUGCAAUUUCCAGAGCUCCUGAAAAAGAAACCACUUAUUAGAUUUUUCCACCCAAUACCCAUUUGGGCUUUGUUAAAACUACCUUUUCAUUGCUUUUUCUGUACUGUUUGUGUGUAAUUCUUUAAUCUAGCUUGAGUCUGUACACAUGGGUUUUGCUUGUUUUCCUUCCUUUAAGUUCACCCAUCUCUCAUUUCUGAUGGGUUGUUUCGGUUUCCCGAUUUCCUUUCUGUUGAGUGAGUAUUUGGGUGUGGAAGCUUCAGUUUCCAGAAUGAAGUAUUAGAGAUUUAUGGGCUGUUCGAUCUCGGAUGAGAAAUGGGGCGGCGAUUGGUUCUCGCAAUGGUGCUUUUCUGCAUCGCAAUUGGUUCUGAAUUCCAUGGAUCUGAAGGAUCUGCUGCAUAUCUGCUUAGAAAAUUGCAAUCAAAAUCAUUAUACGUGCCACCAUUUGCUUAUAGGAUUGUGCUACCGAUAACCUUGGGGGCUCCGUCUAAGAGCAUAGAUAUGGAAGUUCAUCUCUCAAGAUUGAUUGCCCCUUCUAUGCUUGCACCACAUGGACCCAUAGAAAAAGGCUAUGCUAAUUCCUCACAACCGACAUUUCCUGCGCCUCGUCCUACCGAAGAUAGAACACCCACUUUUGAAUACCAUGGAAAAUCGCCAAGAACAAGUCCACCAGGUCCACUAGCUUUACCUAAAGUAUCAGUUUCACCUCUUCCAAUGAUGUUGCCACCGAAGUUGGCACCUGCACCGCCAGGAGUGCAAGAUCCAGUAGCGUCCGCACCCCAGAAUGCUCCAUCUCAUCAUAAAAGCAAGGAACAUAAGCAAUCAAGGGGGGUGGCCCCAUCCACGGGGAAUCAGACACCCCACGCAGUUGAUGGGGCAGUGCCAAGGCAAUCUCCAAUGCAGCCCAAGGAACCACUAGUGCCACCAGCUACACAUCCAAGCAUUUCGAGGGUAGCUCCAACCAGUAAAUCAGUGCCAAGUCAAUCUCAUUCUCCAAUGCAGCCCAAGGAACCACUAGUGCCACCAGCUACACAUCCAAACAUUUCGAGGGUAGCUCCAAGCAUUAGAUUAGUGCCAAGUCAAUCUCCAAUGCAGCCCAAGGAGCCACUAGUGCCACCUGCUACACGUCCAAGCCUUUCGAGGGUUGCUCCAGCCAUUAGAUCAGUACCGAGUCAAUCUCCAACCCCGCAGGAAUUGCCACUAGUGCCUCCAGCCACACAUCCAAGUGGUUCAAGGAUUGCUCCAAUUACUACGUCAGAACCCUCUGCUUCUCCUGUAUCAAUCUUUCCCCCGAUUCUUCAUGGUAGAAGGCAUGGAAGGCUGGUUGCUGCACCUCCAAGGGAGAUAUUCAACCAUUUAUCUCCUGCAAGUCAUUCUCCAACGAAAGGUUCAUCUCCUGUUAUAAAUCCAACACCGCAUGAAGCCCCAAAGCCCCCAGAUGAUGCUUCUCCCCUGUCUAACCCAUUUCCCAAGCCUCCUAUAAGGAAGAGGGUUCUAAGUCCUGCACCUGCACCUGCAGCUCCGAUCUCAUCUCAUAAAUAUCAUGCAAGGAAAAAAGUCAUUAGCCCUCCACCUGCAGCCACACGUUUGUUUCCUCCACCAUCAUACCACCAAGGUCCAGUAGUCUCUCCAGCUCCUUCACAUCCUCCAAUGGUACACCCUAAGAGGAGUCGACAAAGGCCACAUGGUCCUCCAGCCCUAAAUCAAGGCCCUUCUCUCUCUCCUAUACCAUCACCCUUUCCUCCAACAGUGAACCAGGGAGCUCCUGCACCUUUGCCAUCACUAGCAGUUCCAUCUGGCCCAGCUGAAAGGCAAGGGCCUAUUCACCCCCCGACUGUUUCUCCUUCCGCUCCAUUCCCAAAGAAGCCGAGGAUGCCAUUGCCAUCACCAAUUCGAGCAUUACCACCUCCACCUCCUAAUCAAGAUUGUACAUCAGUGGCAUGCGUGGAGCCAUUAACGAACACCCUUCCUGGAUCACCUUGUGGCUGUGUUUGGCCGAUUCAAGUUGGACUGCAUCUGAAUGUCGCACUUUACACAUUCUUCCCUUUGGUUUCAGAGCUAGCCCAAGAAAUUGCAACUGGAAUUUUCAUGAAACAAAGCCAGGUCCGCAUCAUGGGAGCAAAUGCUGCCAGCCAGGAUCAGGACAAGACCAUUGUCCUCAUUGAUCUGGUACCGCUCAGAGAUAGAUUCGAUAACACUACGGCUUUUUUGACGUACGAGAAAUUCUGGCACAAACAAGUUGUCAUAAAGACUAACUUCUUUGGUGACUAUGAUGUUUUAUAUGUUCGAUAUCCAGGCCUUCCUCCUUCACCACCUUCGGCACCUGCCAGCAUCAACGUAGAUGGUGGGCAACUUGCUAAUGACAAUAACUCAAGGAGGAUACAGCCUCUAGGUGUUGAUGUGAAGAAACGGAGAGAAAAACUUGGUGGCAGCCUAAUUGUUAUCAUAGUUCUAUCAUCUGCUAUAGCUUUGGUUUUAAGUAUUGUAGCUUUGUGGCUUUUGCUAUGGAAGCGUGGUAGUCAUGCUUGUCAGCCUGCACCAACCAUGCGUGCUUCAAUACCUCCUACCAAGCCAUCAGGAGGGGCCGGAUCUAUGGUGCUUGGCAGCUGGGCUAGUUCCACAUCACUGUCCUUCAGCUCUAGCAUAGCAACAUAUACUGGGUCAGCUAAAACAUUCAGUGCGGGUGAGAUUGAGAAAGCUACGGAUAGCUUCAACAUUUCAACAGUGCUUGGAGAAGGUGGUUUCGGGCGUGUUUACAGCGGUGUGCUUGAAGAUGGAACAAAGGUGGCUGUCAAGGUUCUCAAGAGAGAUGAUCAGCAAGGUAGCCGAGAAUUUUUGGCUGAGGUUGAGAUGCUUAGCCGUUUGCAUCAUAGGAACUUGGUCAAGUUGAUUGGUAUAUGCACAGAAGAGCAUAGCCGAUGCCUGGUCUAUGAACUUAUUCCCAAUGGCAGUGUGGAAUCUCACUUGCACGGAGUUGACAAGGAAACUGCUCCGCUUGAUUGGGGUGCCCGUAUGAAGAUUGCACUUGGUUCAGCUCGAGGUUUGGCCUAUCUGCAUGAGGAUUCUAGUCCACGUGUUAUCCAUCGGGAUUUCAAGUCCAGCAACAUCUUGUUGGAACAUGAUUUCACUCCGAAAGUGUCCGAUUUCGGAUUGGCUAGAUCGGCAUUGGACGGUGGAAACGAGCACAUCUCAACACGUGUUAUGGGAACUUUUGGUUAUGUGGCACCCGAGUAUGCAAUGACAGGCCAUCUUCUUGUGAAGAGUGAUGUUUACAGCUAUGGUGUUGUACUUCUUGAGCUUUUAACGGGAAGGAAACCUGUGGAUAUGUUGCGUCCUCCUGGUCAAGAGAAUCUGGUUACAUGGGCCCGACCACUCCUCACGAGCAAGGAGGGGUUGGAGAUGAUCAUUGACCCAUCUCUAGGAUCUAAUUUCCCAUUCGACAGUGUGGCCAAAGUAGCGGCUAUUGCUUCAAUGUGUGUUCAGCCGGAAGUCUCGCACCGGCCAUUUAUGGGUGAGGUAGUACAGGCCUUAAAGCUAGUGUGCAAUGAGAACGAUGAGAAGAGAGGUGCAUCAGGUAGUUUUAGCCAAGAGGACUUAUCCUCAGCUCAGGACAUUGAUACCAGGGUUAGUAAUGCUUCGAGUCAGCCGCCGGAAACUCGGUCCUUCUUAACAGCUGAUUAUGACUCAGGCCUUGAGGCAGAGAGAGCAAUAUCAACAUCAGAGAUAUUCAGUAUGACAGCACGAAUCACGAGGCAGGAAUCAGGAUCUUUCCGGAGGCACUCUUGUUCAGGACCUCUAAGCACAGGCAAGAACGGGCAGUUCUGGCAGGGAGGUGUUUCAAGAGGCAGCGUGAGUGAGCAUGGUGUGACUCUCAAAUCAUUGGCAGGGCUGGAGGGUGGCAAAAUGUGGCCAUGAUGAUUGAAAUCCAAUGACUUUGCAGAGACCCAUCAAAAGAUUUUCGCAGUUGGCAUGCACACAUGGAAGGUUUACCAUGAAUUUGGUUGUCAAUAAUGUCGCGCUGCUCUUGCAACUGGAAUAAGGAAUAGAGAGCAUGCAGAUCAUCAUGGUCCGGGGAUUUCGAAUGCAAUUGCAUAAUUUGGAUGAUGUUAAGGUUGUUAUGGACCUGAAUAAAACUCCAUGACUACUUUGAACAAGGGCCAUGUUGCUUCAGUUUGUCUUUGCAGCAUUUUGACCCAUAGUUCUAGUGGGUUAUGGUUGUUUCAGAUUUUUGAGAGAACUAAAGCUCUGGUGGAUUCGCAUCCCUCCCACACUGAUUAUGGGAGGGUGUUUGUAAUUUUCUAACUGAAAUUCAUCAAGGCCUGUUUUUGUUUCCAA
Magnolia sinica is the source of this 4424-nucleotide messenger RNA. RefSeq names its product receptor-like serine/threonine-protein kinase ALE2. The transcript is spliced from 18 exons. Gene Ontology annotation, molecular function: protein kinase activity; ATP binding. The record is from RefSeq and is a predicted model, not a curated record. Bases 405 to 4004 code for a protein of 1199 amino acids. NCBI's taxonomy places the organism in Eukaryota, Viridiplantae, Streptophyta, Magnoliopsida, Magnoliales, Magnoliaceae. Gene Ontology annotation, biological process: protein phosphorylation.